AUGGAUGAUAAGAAACCAGCAAGGGCAUCAGGCAAACACCUAGAUCUACCUCCUCCUUCACCAUCUCCUGCAGUUGUAGCUUUAGCAAUUAAUGGAAAGAAGAAGAGCAAAUACGUCGUCUUUUGGGCUCUUGAGAAGUUCGUCCCCGAAGGCUUGUCUGAUUUCAAACUUCUCUACGUUCGUCCUCCUAUCACCUACAUCCCUACCCCAAUGGGGAAUGCGAUAUCGAUAAAAGAGGUUAGAGAUGAUGUAGUAUCAGCUUACAGACAAGAUGUGGAUUCGAACACAAACGAGAUGCUUCGUCCUUACAAGAAAAUGUUCGAAAGGAGAAAGGUGCAAGUAGAGAUUCAUGUAAUUGAAUCACAAGAGCCUGCAGCUGCGAUAGCGGAAGAGAUUGCUGCAACCGGAGUCACCAAACUCGUUAUAGGGGUGUCUCUGCUUGGAUUCUUCUCGAGAAAGAUCGAUAUGUCUUCGAUGAUCGCAGCCGCGGUCCCGAGAUUCUGCACAGUCUAUGUUGUCUCAAAAGGGAAGCUAGCUUCUGUACAUCCUUCCGACUCAGACUCUAGUGGAAGCACAAGGCUCGAGAGGAUCAAGAGAAGCAGUUCCACGUGCGGCUCUACUGAUAGCCCUAGGGCCCGAGACUUUGCCUCGUUUGUUUCCGAAGCGCAUUCUCGAGUCUCUCCGUUCUCCCCUGCUCCGAAAUAUUUGACAUUCCCGGAGAUGAGUGGCAGCGAGGUGGUUCAAAUGGAUAGCAGUUCAAGCGAGACAGAGCAAUUGGAAGUAUCGGGAGAGAGUGUGAUGCAGAUUGUACGGAGCGGUUAUGAAGGGAAGAGGAACAGCAGUGGCAGUGAGAGCUUUAGUGCAUCUUUUCCGAUGGGACUUGAGGCGUUUCAUGCGAUGAGCUGGACUUCUAAAUGGAGAGAUCAUGAGGAAAGGAGAGAGAUAAUGAGCUCGUGUUCAAGCAACACUAUCUCGAAUAUGGAUUGGGGUGCAGUGGUUCCUGAUAACUGUUCUUUUGUUUCUCCUCGAACUUCUAACAUGUCUGAUGGACUCCUCAGUGUCCAUUCCGUGACCGAUAAUCACGUGAAUCUGAGCUUUGAGAUAGAGAAACUGAGAGCCGAACUGAAACAUGUUCAGGAGAUGUAUGCCAUGGCUCAAACCGAGACUGUUGAUGCAUCUGAAGAGCUAACUGAGCUAAACCAGCGAAGAUUCAAGGAAUCAGAAAAGCUUGUGGAGCUUAAAGAAAAGGAAGAAGUAGCUAAAGAUACAGCUUCAAAGGAUAAGGAGAGAUACGAAGAGGUGAUGAAGGAGGCAGAGAAGGUUAAAGAACUCAUGAUGAAAGAGGCUUUACAUAGAAGAGAAGCUGAGAUCAAAGCAGAACGCAAUGCUAAAGAGAAAGAUAAGCUCCAGGCUUCUCUCGUCUCUCCCGGGAUCCAGUACCAACAUUACUCCUGGGAGGAAAUCGCAGCCGCGACUUCUGACUUCUCUGAAGAUCUCAAGAUCGGAGUUGGAGCCUAUGGAACCGUCUACAAAUGCAAUCUGCAUCACACAACCGGUGCUGUCAAGGUCCUUCACGCAGGAGAAACUCAGCUCUCUAAACAGUUUGAUCAAGAGCUUGAGAUCUUGAGCAAGAUCCGUCACCCUCACCUCGUCCUUUUACUUGGCGCAUGCCCUGAACGAGGCUGCCUCGUCUAUGAGUACAUGGACAAUGGAAGCUUAGAUGACCGUUUGAUGCUAGUCAACGACACACCUCCAAUCCCUUGGUUCGAGCGUUUCCGGAUUGCUUUAGAAGUAGCUUCAGCACUUGUCUUCCUCCACAAAUCCAAGCCUAGACCCAUCAUUCACCGCGACCUUAAACCAGGAAACAUCUUGCUUGACCACAACUUUGUCAGCAAACUAGGCGAUGUUGGUCUCUCCACAAUGGUUAACCAAGAUGACGCUGCUUCCAAGCUAACCGUCUUCAAGAAAACAAGUCCUGUUGGAACACUAUGUUACAUCGACCCUGAGUAUCAGAGAACUGGAAUCAUCUCGCCUAAGUCAGAUGUGUAUUCUCUUGGUGUUGUGAUUCUUCAGCUGAUAACCGCAAAACCCGCGAUAGCCAUUACUCAUAUGGUUGAAGAUGCUAUUGGUGACGAUGCUGAGUUUAUGGGACUGUUGGAUGGGAAAGCUGGUUCUUGGCCUAUUAGUGAGACUCGUGAGUUAGCUGCUUUGGGACUGUGGUGUUCGGAAAUGAGACGCAGAGACAGACCAGACCUUAAAGAUCAGAUCAUACCGGCUUUGGAACGGCUUAGGAAAGUCGUCGACAAAGCUCAAAACUCGAUCACCCGAACUCCGUCUGGUCCUCCAACUCACUUCAUUUGUCCACUUCUCAAGGGACUGAUGAACCAGCCGUGCGUAGCUGCGGAUGGAUACACGUACGAUCGUGAAGCCAUAAAGGACUGGCUGAGAGAGAAGGAUACAUCACCAGUGACUAAUCUUCCAUUACCUAACAAGAACCUUCUUGCUAAUUACACUCUUUACUCAGCAAUCAUGGAGUGGAAAUCCAAUAAACAAUAGUGAGAGAGAGAGAUUUGACACUAAGCACGAUCAAUUCUAUCAAUGUGUUUACUAUGUUCUUUUUGUGUGUUUUCUCUGUUAUUUAUUCCUUCGUCUCUUUUCCGACAACUUAUCUUGUGUGCUGAGAUGUAAGAAUUACAACAAUAGAGUGGAGAGAAAGUGUCUUUUUAAGUCUCUUUAAACUUGUUCAUCUAAUCAAUUUUUUAUUCACGCUUGUUGGACAUCUCAGCUGAUUAAUCCACCAUCCGGUUUCACCUCCCAAUCUAACCAUAAAGUUUGUUGAUUCUGGAAUGAUUUAAAUCUAA
Brassica oleracea var. oleracea is the source of this 2861-nucleotide messenger RNA. RefSeq names its product U-box domain-containing protein 52-like. The transcript has 6 exons. NCBI's taxonomy places the organism in Eukaryota, Viridiplantae, Streptophyta, Magnoliopsida, Brassicales, Brassicaceae. Gene Ontology annotation, biological process: protein phosphorylation; protein ubiquitination. The record is from RefSeq and is a predicted model, not a curated record. The coding region runs from base 1 to 2556 and encodes 851 amino acids. Gene Ontology annotation, molecular function: protein kinase activity; ATP binding; ubiquitin-protein transferase activity.